GCCGCUGGGCUCCGCCUCGCUGGGCUACGCAGGCAGGCGGCGGGGCUGCGGCACGGGCCCGGGCAGCACCAUGGCGGCGGCGGCGGUAGCAGCGCCUGAUGCUGCGGCGGCUUCUUCCGAAGCGCUGGCUGCGACUGCGACGGUAGAGCCCGAAGCUGGGGACGAAGACUGUCGCGAGGUCCGAGUGCUGCAGAGUCUGCGGGGCAAGAUCUGUGAAGCAAAAAAUUUAUUGCCGUAUCCUGGACCCAACAAAAUGAGAGAUUGUUUCUGCACCAUAAAUUUGGAUCAGGAAGAAGUUUAUCGUACCCAAGUUGUUGAAAAAUCUUUAAGCCCAUUUUUCAGUGAAGAAUUUUACUUUGAGAUUCCAAGAACUUUCCAGUAUUUGUCUUUCUAUGUUUAUGAUAAGAAUGUUUUACAAAGAGACCUUCGUAUAGGAAAAGUAGCCAUCAAAAAAGAAGACUUGUGUAACCACAGUGGUAAAGAAACUUGGUUUUCACUACAGCCUGUUGACUCCAAUUCAGAGGUUCAGGGUAAAGUUCACCUUGAAUUAAAACUGAAUGAACUGAUAACAGAGAAUGGAACUGUGUGCCAGCAGCUUGUUGUACACAUCAAGGCAUGCCAUGGGUUGCCUCUCAUAAAUGGACAAAGCUGUGACCCUUACGCAACAGUUUCUCUAGUGGGCCCUUCUAGGAAUGACCAAAAGAAGACAAAAGUAAAGAAGAAAACAAGCAAUCCGCAGUUUAAUGAAAUCUUUUAUUUUGAGGUAACCAGAUCCAGUAGUUACACCAGAAAGUCCCAGUUCCAGGUAGAAGAGGAGGACAUUGAAAAGCUAGAAAUUAGGAUUGACUUGUGGAACAAUGGAAAUCUGGUCCAAGAUAUUUUCCUAGGCGAGAUUAAGGUUCCUGUGAAUGUGUUAAGAAAUGAUACCUCUCAUCAAGCCUGGUACUUGCUACAACCAAGAGACAAUGGAAACAAGUCAUCUAAAACUGAUGAUCUGGGGUCUCUUCGAUUAAAUAUAUGUUAUACAGAAGACUAUGUGCUUCCUUCAGAGUACUAUGGUCCUUUGAAAACUUUGCUGCUAAAAUCACCAGAUGUUCAGCCAAUAUCUGCCUCAGCUGCUUACAUUUUGGGUGAAAUAUGUCGAGACAAAAAUGACGCUGUUUUGCCCCUCGUACGAGUUCUGCUGCACCAUGAUAAACUUGUUCCUUUUGCCACUGCAGUGGCUGAAUUAGACUUGAAGGAUACACAAGAUGCAAACACAAUUUUUAGAGGAAAUUCCUUGGCUACCCGAUGUCUGGAUGAGAUGAUGAAAAUAGUGGGAGGGCACUACCUGAAAGUAACAUUAAAACCUAUUCUGGAUGAGAUAUGUGAAUCCUCAAAAUCCUGUGAAAUUGAUCCUAUUAAAUUGAAAGAGGGAGAUAAUGUAGAAAAUAAUAAGGAAAAUCUGCGCUACUAUGUAGACAAAUUAUUCAAUACAAUUGUAAAAUCAAGUAUGAGCUGUCCCACUGUUAUGUGUGAUGUCUUUUAUUCUCUGAGACAAAUGGCUAUUCAAAGAUUUCCUAAUGACCCUCAUGUUCAGUAUUCUGCGGUGAGCAGCUUUGUAUUCCUUCGUUUCUUUGCUGUAGCCGUAGUAUCACCUCAUACUUUUCAUUUGCGACCUCAUCAUCCAGACCCACAGACAAUUAGAACAUUAACUCUCAUCUCAAAAACCAUUCAGACUUUGGGAAGCUGUGGUAGUUUGUCCAAAAGCAAGUCAAGUUUCAAGGAGACAUUCAUGUGUGAAUUUUUCAAAAUGUUUCAAGAAGAAGGAUAUAUUAUAGCAGUUAAAAAGUUCUUGGAUGAAAUUUCAUCUACUGAAACUAAAGUGUCCAGUGGUACGAGUGAGCCUGUACACCUGAAAGAAGGUGAGAUGUAUAAAAGAGCUCAGGGAAGAAAUCGGAUUGGAAAAAGGAACUUCAAGAAACGGUGGUUCUGCUUAACAAGCAGAGAGCUCACCUACCACAAACAGCGAGGCAAAGAUGCACUUUACACAAUUCCAGUGAAAAACAUUCUUGCUGUGGAAAAACUGGAAGAUAGCUCUUUCAACAAGAAAAAUAUGUUCCAAGUCAUACAUACGGAGAAACCACUCUAUGUCCAGGCAAAUAAUUGUGUGGAAGCUAAUGAAUGGAUAGACGUGCUCUGCAGGGUGAGCCGAUGCAAUCAGAACAGGCUCAGUUCUUAUCAUCCCUCUGCAUAUCUGAAUGGCAGCUGGCUCUGCUGCCAGGAGACCAGUGAAAACGCUCGAGGCUGCAAGCCCUGUACUGCAGGUAUCCCUGCAGACAUCCAAAUAGAUAUUGAUGAAGACAGAGAAACAGAAAGAAUUUACUCCCUUUUUACCCUCAGUUCACCUAAGCUACAGAAAAUGGAAGAGGCUUGCGGAAGUAUAGCAGUGUAUCAAGGACCCCAGAAAGAGCCUGAUGAUUAUUCCAGCUUCGUAAUCGAGGAUUCUGUUACAACCUUUAAGACAAUUCAGCAAAUAAAAAGUGUCGUUGAGAAGCUAGAUGAACCUCAUGAAAAGUAUAGGAAGAAAAGAUCAAGCAGUGCAAAAUAUGGGAGCAAGGAAAACCCAAUUGUUGGGAAAACAUCUUAAGAGUUUGACCAUUUGAUUCAGAAGAACUGGAAAAUACUAUCUUUGUUGGAGUUUCUUGAUUCAUCGUAUAUUUUAUUCAUAGUAUUUAAGAAUGAACACUGGCUUCAGUUUUACCUGCAUUCACAUUGUAUUUAAUAUUUAAUAAUUGAAAUUAAUUGUUUGGGAAUCCUUGUAUUGAUGCAUUACUAGGGAAUUUGAAACCCAAGAUUCCCUUCAUAUCUAUGUGUUGAAAGCCAUGUUUCUGCAACUUCUUUUUAGUAGAAAGAAUCUUCCUACAAAAGCUUUGUUUAGAAAAAAAGAACUCCAUAGCUGGAAACCAUUUCUUCUUGUAACACCUCAUGUUCAGUGGACUCUUCACUACCAUUAGUGCCUGCUCUAUACUGCCAACAUUGUGUUGUUUUUCUAGAAAGUCCCAGUCCAUGACAACUCAGAGCUUUCCAUUUAGUUCAUCUAGACCAUCCAUCUUUGAAAUAGAAAACUAAUAAUAAAAGGUUUUCCUUUGGCCCAGUAGUCCUUACAGAUUACAUUAGGGACAAUGACAGACACUUUAGAAAACUGCCAGAGCAUCCUCAAAAGUUGAUAGACCCGUUUGCUUAUUUUAAGAUGGAAACAGAACUCAGACAGGAGGAAUCAGGGAACGUGUGCUAUCAAGUGCAUCUUGUUUACAUUUGGGAUGAGUGGUGGCAAGUGAAAUAAAAUGAGACCACUAAAUUUUUUUCAUUGUUUUAAAUAUCAGGUACUCAUUUUUCUUGAGGGUUCAGAUUCACGUGACUUCUAAGGACAUUUCUUCUGAAAAAGAAGAGAAAGUAACCAGUGAAAGAAGGUGGAGGGAAAACCACCUCACUUCACCUGCCACUCCAUUCAUUAUAAAGGGCCACCACCAAUACGCCCUCCUCCUGGCGUGACUGUUCUCGAGCGGAGAGCUAACUCAAGAACAGCCACUUGGCGCACUUUAAUAAUCGAGGCUCCCAGCCCCAGAUUAUACUUUAGAUACUCCAAGGUAUCUAAUCUCUACGAUCAGUUCAAUGAUCACUGUUUAAGUCUAGAAAUAGUGCUUUCCUGAAAAUGUUUAUAUUUCAUUCCUGUUUCAUUACUGCCUGCUAGCCGAAUGGAAUUUGGACAAGCAUCUGUUUGAAUCCUGUUUACCAUACUUUACUUUUAUCCUAAAAACCAUAACCUGUAAGUUAGCAGUCGAAGCAAGUUGCCGUGUUGAAGUUGAGAGAGACACAUUUUGCUUCAUCAGUAUUAAAAGCCAUGGUACUCUCUUAUUUUGUCUUUUUACAUUCAAACAUUUUCUAAAUGUGGUACUUUGAACCUGGGGGUAUUUACAUGUUCCUGUUUAAAACUGUGACUUAUUAAUGUAAGUCUAGCUAGUAGUGCUUUUUCUGUUGUUGUUUCCCUGAGCAUAAGCUAUAUUUUAAGAUAUACUUUACCAAUUAUGUUAUUUGUGAGUAAUUGUUAUUAAAUUAUGUUGUUACUAGGUAGGAGUUUUAAAGACCAUUGGCACAUAAUCAAAGUUAUUCCAUAAAUGAUUCUAAUUGAGCAAUGUAUUUCUCUGAAUGACUUGUAAAAAUCAAUUGGUUUUAUUAAGAAACAGCUCUCAUGUGCAUUAUGGUAGGUUAUUCCUGGUCUAUUUUAAAGAGAAAUUUGAAAGAGUUCUUUAAAUUUUAUGGCCUUGUAGAUUCUAUAAAGUACAGUGCUUUAGAAAUAUGAAGGAAUUUAACCAUUCAAUAAAUUUUUUGCUGUUGAAUUUCAUUUAGCUUGCAGUUUCCUUUUAAGAGUCUCCAAACUGUCACCCUGAAAAGGACACAUGAGCAUUGUCCACACCACUCGACACUCUUGGUGGUUUUUAGUCCUCUGCUGUUCUUAUUCAAGGCAAAAGAAAUAUUCUUCUAGAAUUUUGUAAUGUCAGAUCUCCAAAUAGGAGUGUUUUUUACAGAUCCUGGCAUUACCAGGGAGACCAAGGCUGUGUGAACACGUGAAUCUGAAGGGAAGGUUUCAGUCAUCCAGUUAUCUUCUCCACGUGACACUUUUUAGCAGCCACUUUUACUGGAAUUAAUCAGGCUGGCACAGCCUAAAAAGUCAUAAUGUGAAAUUAAAUUAAUUUUCUUUGAAAGUCUUCUGAAAUAAGAAGCUCUGUCAAUAGGACCCUAGAUAACCAAGGUACUUCUGAUUUUUACUACCUGAUCUGUUUCUCUGCCUUUCCCACCCCCUUGGAAAAAUACAUAGCAGCUCACUUUACCCCAAAACCCUGUAAACCCCAAGAAGGAGAGAGGGAUGAUAAAGAGAAACUCUUGCCAUAAAUGCCAGUUCCAGGUCUUAGUUUAGCCAUUUCUAUCAGUUGAAAUUGUGGUGAUUUGUUGCUUGUUCUGUUGUUAUUAUUUGUUUUGUUUUUUGUUCAGCUUUGUUCUUUUAAUAUCCAUUUAAUAUGACAAUGAGCAAUAGCAAAGUUUUUUACUCCCAAGUAUAUAAUUUAUCAAGUAGAAUGAUUUUAUUUGCCAAAGAAAUAUGUUUAUAAUGUCAUGGGUAAUAGUUAAGUGUCAAACUAGGCUUUCCUCAUGAUAUUAAAAAAUAUAACCAAU
This is a messenger RNA of Phyllostomus hastatus (greater spear-nosed bat), 5211 nucleotides long. It is a transcript of the gene RASA2, whose product is annotated as RAS p21 protein activator 2. Bases 71 to 2629 code for a protein of 852 amino acids. Gene Ontology annotation, molecular function: GTPase activator activity; phospholipid binding. The record is from RefSeq and is a predicted model, not a curated record. Lineage: Eukaryota; Metazoa; Chordata; Mammalia; Chiroptera; Phyllostomidae. Gene Ontology annotation, biological process: regulation of GTPase activity; negative regulation of Ras protein signal transduction; intracellular signal transduction. The transcript has 24 exons.